Xiphophorus hellerii (green swordtail) is the source of this 2584-nucleotide messenger RNA. Its product is annotated as galectin-related protein B. Lineage: Eukaryota; Metazoa; Chordata; Actinopteri; Cyprinodontiformes; Poeciliidae. The transcript has 4 exons. Bases 29 to 565 code for a protein of 178 amino acids. Gene Ontology annotation, molecular function: carbohydrate binding. The record is from RefSeq and is a predicted model, not a curated record.
AUCACCUCCCAAAUAGGAGCCGGUCUCCAUGGCAACAGGCAGGAUUUGCCAGCUGGGAGGCAGAGUCAAUCGGUCCUCAGUUGGUAUCACCGCCCCAGCUUCCACACCGCAUCACGCCCCGAGUGGAAUGGAUGACCAGGACAAGAAAGACAAUGGGCAGUACGUCGGCGAGAUUAAAGGUGGGAUGCGGCCUUCAAUGAAACUGGUUGUCAUGGGAAUCAUUGAUAAAAAGCCCAAGAGCAUCGAGGUGACCGUGUCCUGCAAGCCUCAGGAGGAAGAGGCAGAGGCGGACGUGGGUCUGCAGCUGAAGGUCAGCUUCAUGGAUAAGGCUGUCCAGCGUAACGCCCGUUUGGCUGGGAAGUGGGGUCCGUGUGAAAACACACUCUCUUUCUUCCCCUUUGCACCCGGAGAAGCCUUUAAGAUGGAGAUCGUCUGUGAACACCAGCAGUUUCGCAUCUUGGUGGACGGCCAGCCUCUGUGUGGCUUCAACCACCGGGUCUCCAAGCUCGCCUCCCUCACCGCCUUAAGAGUCUUCGGGGACCUACAGCUCACCAAGGUUGCCUAGCGCCGGCCUCUGGCUGACAGGAAGCUGAACUGAGGGUUCCCCCACGCCGCCAGGGGGGACGGUACACACACCGCCAUUAGAUUAGAACUCCUUUUUUUCCAGUCGCCGUCAUCGGGAUGCUUCGCCGUUUUAGUUCGCCGACAAAGUUGCACCAGCCUCGUAAUCCUAUGUUGAGACAAAGUGCCUUCGCUAAGAUUACCUGACUGGAGACUUGAAGAUGCCGACUGAACGUAGCCACAGUCGUCUUGUGUCUUAAAUCGAAUGAGGAAUGUGCUUUUGAGUUGUUGUGAAUUGGAACGCGAUCCAAGGUCUACUCUUUGGGCGAGAAAUGUUCGCGCCUUUGAAGCCACAGAAAAAGCAAGUUAAGAACUCUGGAUUAGAUUUUAUCCCUUCAGAAAAGAAGGUUUCAGAAACCUGUCUUAGACGUUUCUGGAAUUAACCUUUGAAAGCUUUUCAUUUCCUAGAGUUUUUUUUUUUUUAAGUUGAAGACAUAGUGAAGAUUGUUAGUGCGUGCCCUGAAAGACACAGCACUGUAUUUGGAUUUGUCUCAGUUUACAUUGGAUUCAUUUUGUCCCACACAGUUGCAUUCAAAAUGGCGGCACGUUUUGAAACAUCAUCUGAGCUUAAAAUUGCUUUCAAAUCCAUACAACUGUGGAAGAACUGUAGUUUUUCUAGAAUCAGACUUUUUUUAAGCAAUUAAUUUAUAUAAUUGAAUUUUUACUCUGUGCAAUUAUAUAUACUGUAUAUACAUAUAUGGUUUUUUUUUACUUUUAAUUUGCCAGCAAAAAUUUCACCUGGAGAAAUUUGCUGGCUUAAUUUUUAAGAGAGGCUCCUGCUGUCCCUUCACCAGUUUAAUUUUCUCCUCAGUCUGGUGCCGAUUGCUCCGGCCGUGGUCACCAGAGGGUCACCACAUUUUUUGCAGGUGAAAUUUUAGCUGGCAAAUUUGAAAUUAAAAAACAAAAUGUAUACACAUAAUUGCUCAGGAUACAAUGUCAUUGUUAUAAAUUCAACAUCUUAAAAUAGUCUUAUUCUAAUGAGACUAUCUCUUCCAUAUACGUGUAUCGGGAAUGCUGCGCUUUCGAUUCCAAAACCAAAAUGGGUCAAAUUUGCUAUGAAUCUAAAAUUUCUAAAAAAGAAAAAGAAAAAUAGAAAAUCUUGACAGUACAAAAUUGUGAAGCGUGACCAACACGGACUGAACGGCUUUGUUCACUUCCUCUGCUGCCAUUGAAGAACUACAACCCUACACAGGCACGCUGCAAAUGGAGAAAUUCAAUUGGAGAAAUCAAGCUCAAUGGGCGAAAUCCCCGACAGAGCUGGGAGGGAGAUGAGAAUCUAGUGUAGAAAUGACCAGGCUAGCAUACCGUUGAACCACAGCUUCUGAGAACUGGUUCAAAUCUGCGUUGCACUGAGUGGGAAAUGUUUUAUUUUGCCUCACAAACAACAUGUUUAAUGUCAAUCCAUAAUGUCACUCUUGAUUUUCUGUUAUUCAAGAUGCUGCUCGCUAACUAGCUUGUUUUCUUUAAUUGCCUUGUUGUAAAACAUUUUUCCUCUUCCCAACUUUUUCAUCAAAGUGCACUGUUGUUAUGAAUAAGGUCUUAAAUGACCCAUUUUAUUCUGAUUGUCAUAGAUGAACGGACUGUAACCACUCGGUCCUUAAAUAAGAGCAAAAAGUUGUUUUUUAACAGAAUGGACUGAGCUCCACGCUUCUGUUGUUUUCCACUAACACAGAAUUAGCAACAUGAAUGUUUUCACUGUUUAUGCUUUUCUAACAUUUCUUUUGUUUUUCAUCUAGAGCGAAAUUUCCCACCAUUCACCUCGAUUGAUCUAGUUAGUGACGUUGGUCUGCUGCUGUCUUGAGCACAACUGAAUACUGAGACUCGCACGCAAAUCAGCUUCGACAUUGAAAAAGCGUUCACGAAUUGUUCAAAGGUUGUUUUUUUUGUUGUUGUUCUUUUGGCACCUUUCACUGGAAUGUUUCAUAUUUUCAGUCACCGUAAUAAAAAUCAAAUCUGUUUGUUA